AAGCGACUAAACUUCAAGAGGAGGCCAAGAGUGGCAGCAAAUAAUGUGGAAAAACCACAGUGUGAUGCUUCCACUGGCCAAAGGACUCCCUCAGAGUACCUGUCAUCGGCCAGCAGUGAUGACACAAGACUAUUGUCCAUGUCUUCUAUGACUAGAGGCCGGCCCCCUCUUCCCCCACCUCAUGGUUCCUACUCAGAUACUUCUAGAAAUGAAGGAUCCAAACCACCUCAGAAACUUUCAGAGGCAAAGCCUCUGCCAGCAGCAAGAGCUCUGCCAUUACCUAAACAUGACCCUCUUGUGGAAAAGACCCUUAUGGAGGCUCAUAGAUAUUUGGAGCAGGAGAAGUCCAUCCAGCCUAAGCCUGAGCCCCUGCCUCGUCGACGGCUGGCUAGUUUUGGAGGCUUAGGUUCCACAGGUUCACUGUCCCCCUUCACAGGCUUGGGUGCAUACAAUCAGAACAACAACAGGAACAAGUCCACUGAUGCCGGAGGUGAUUUAUCUGUUCGGCUUAGCUCUUCCCUGGGCAUUAGAGGCAGCACAGGGUCCCUGAAGCUUAGUCCACAGAACUCUGGUAGGUCCACCCCAGUUACAGGUCUGAGCCCCAUGCACCUGCAGCAUGUUCGCGAUCAGAUGAUGGUAGCUCUGCAGAGGCUGAAGGAGCUGGAGGAGCAGGUGAAGACUAUCCCUAUCCUGCAGGUGAAGAUUUCAGUCCUUCAGGAAGAAAAGAGACAACUGGUUUCUCAGUUCAAAAAUCAGAAUGGCCACCAAGACCUGAAUGAUGUGUUUCGUAAAAGAACCCGAAGCACGGGGAGUUCUGACCACCCUUGGAAGGUCUCCGGACUUGAGAAGGAGGUGAAGAUAGAAAGGGGACUUGAAAGCAUAGUGAAAAGUGACUGCACUGGCCUCAGAGAGUUCAGGCAACUGACUGAAGAAAUGCAGGCAUUAGAAAGAACCAUUAAAAGUGGAUGUUUGCAAGCACCGCAUGGACUACGCAACAGCACACGGCAUGUCAAACCCACUAAGUCAGUUGCAGUUGGCACUGAUGAAGAUGUAGAGAUAAUCUUAUCUGAACCCACAAAGAAAAACAAAUACGCUUGUGUUGACACUGAGACAAGGUCUACUGCCAAAGAAGAAUACACUUGUGUUGACACUGAGACAAGGUCUACUGCCAAAGAAGAAUUUGAAGUUGACUUUGAAAUUGUUGCAGAAAGAGAAGCCGCACUUAAAGCCCAACAGCAAACCAUUGUAAUGCUGAAGGAAAGAAUCUGUGAGUUAGAGUCGGAGUUGAAGGAAUCAGCCCUCCAGACAGAGAUGAGCCGUUUGAAGUUUGAGCUCCAGGCUGCAGAGGCUAGGAACAAAGUCAAUAAAGCCUCUAUUGCUAAGCCCCCCACUGAGAACAUAGGCACUGAGGCUAGGACACAUACCAGGAGUCAGGGUGUGGGUACCCAUACAGAGCUACGGGAUGCCUGCAUAUGGGGAAGGGAAGGGGUCCAGCGUUGCACUGUGGGGGUAUCUUGUGAGCUUGAGGUCAGGAGUGUGAGCACGGGACCAGAUUUACCUAUGAGCCACUGGGAGGUCAAGGAGCGAGUGGAGAGCAGAGAACAAUGUGUGGGGAUACAAGUCAUGACAAAGACACAAGCGGUCGGGACAGAGAUUAAAAUGACCGACGCAGUGACCAACACCGACAUUACGAUGGAGAUUCUGCGGUCGGAGGAAGGGAAGAGAGAGUAUUGCUCAGUGGCUUGCGGAGACUGCUCGGCUGAUAUGACUAUUACCGAGGCAAGGGAGGUCAUGUGUCUUGGUAUGGCUACGGACCCAAUUCGAGGGGUUGAUCUGGGCAUUAUGGCCUCACCCCAAACAGCCUCACAGCACACCAACACAGUGUCCAGUUCAGUGUCCCGCUUCACCAAUACCAAACAUGCUUUUAACACCAACUCCAGCACCAACACUGUUCUCAACACCCAAGAGAAGCACACCAAUACAGUUCAAACGGCUACAAAGACGACGUCUGCGGGAUACAGGAUCCAAGAUAUUCAGGGUGGCUCAGACAUACAUGCAUUUGGUGCAGGAGCAGCGGCAGUCAUAGGCAACACUUUCAAAAACACAUCCGUUAAAUUACCCAAGAAAACAACUCGAGACACCGGUGUUGGAUUUGCCAACAUUUAUGAGAAUUUUCUAGUUGGGCUGAAAACCCGCAAUAUGGCCUGUGGGCCUUCCCAUUUACCUGACCCCAACAAAACCAGGAGCAUCGGCGUUGGUGAGGGCAAAAUACGAAACUUGUCAGCACCGUCCCAAAUAUCUGGACCAACGGCCCAACAUUCAACCCAGUUCCGGGGCGACCCAGAUCUUAAUCAUUACAUAGAGAAGAUGCAGAUGCUACUCGGGCAGCAGCAGGGCCCUCUCACAGAGAUCUGCGGUGGCCUUGGUGCUGGAUUUGACCAGCAGCACGGCAGCCUGGGAAACACUAGCUCGAAGCUGCCCUGUGCAGUUAUGACACCAGGAGGAAGAGACGUCUGUUCUUUAGAGUCACAGCUCGCAGCCAGCAGACCGUUCCAGAUGAAGGGCGACUUCCCUAACAGCGAUAAAGCAAAGCCCGAUAUCUGUCAAGUGAAUUGUAACGACUCGGAUGUCAAAAGAAAGAUCCAAAUGAUCGAACAACAUGCACUCUCUGUUCUGCAAGACAGGUCGACCAACGCCAGUCUGCGGUCUAUAAUGAAGAAACAAAAUGGCGAUCAAAGCAGCAGCAACAGGCAGAACCUGAAGUUCUUGAGCUUGACUACUGGAUUAGAACCCGUGUCAAGUCACGAGCCUUCUACUUGUCGAGCUGCUUACUUUGACGAAGAGGAGGUGAAGGGGAACAGAAAAUGGAGGGAGAUUUCUGGCUUGUGUAAUCAUGUUGGGUUUCAAGAUGGACAUGACAAAAGUAUGUGCAACAGGGACAUGGGAGACUUUGUGACCCCAGAGACACAACAAAGCUUCAGCCUCAGUGACAGGAUGAUUUCCGCAUGUGAAACGUUGAGGACCAGCCUGGGCGGUAACGCGUCCGUAUCUGCCAGUGACCUGCACGCCUGCCUCCACACCCUGCAGCAGGAGUGGUUCUGUGUGUCCAGCCGGAAGUCAGCCUUUCCUUCCGUGGUCAAGCACUACUUGUCUGCGUUUAGGGGUAUAUCCCCCUUAGUGUUACGAUAUGUUGCAAAUAUGGCUGACGACAACGGAAACACAGCCCUGCACUACAGCGUGUCUCAUUCAAACUUCAGCAUUGUUAAGCAGCUGCUCGAUGCAGGGGUGUGCAACGUCAACCAGCAGAACAAAGCGGGCUACACACCCAUCAUGCUAGCUGCGCUGGCGGCUGUGGAGACGCCGGACGACAUGAGGGUGGUGGAGGAGCUCUUCACCAAAGGAGACGUAAACGCCAAGGCCAGCCAGGCGGGUCAGACGGCACUGAUGCUGGCGGUGAGCCACGGGCGGAUGGACAUGGUGCAGGCGCUGCUGGCGCAGGGGGCACAGGUCAACCUUCAGGAUGACGAGGGCUCUACGGCGCUGAUGUGUGCAAGCGAGCACGGGCACGCGCAUAUUGUCAGACUGCUAAUAGCGCAGCCAGGCUGUGACGCCACCCUGAGUGACAGCGACGAGAGCACAGCCCUGUCCAUUGCACUAGAAGUAGGUCGUAGAGACAUUGCUGUGCUUCUUUAUGCUCAUGCCAACUUCUCCAAAGGCCAGGCUGGGGGAACCGCUCAUCUCGGCAGCAAGUCCCACUCCUGGUCUGGUAGAAGAAGCGUCGUUGAAUGA
Molecule: messenger RNA, 3789 nt
Organism: Lampris incognitus (smalleye Pacific opah)
Lineage: Eukaryota; Metazoa; Chordata; Actinopteri; Lampriformes; Lampridae
Product: KN motif and ankyrin repeat domain-containing protein 1-like
Exons: 10
Coding region: 139-3789 (1216 amino acids)
Biological process (GO): negative regulation of actin filament polymerization
Cellular component (GO): cytoskeleton; cytoplasm
Molecular function (GO): protein binding
Source: RefSeq, a predicted model, not a curated record